CGCCUUGGUUCCGUCCUCGACUCGGCCCGUACCGCGUCCAACGAUUCAGCUCUGGCAGCACAUUCAGCUCAUCCACCAUGGCGUCAGGCGGCAAGAAGUCGUUCGCGGCAGACGGCUCCGCCCACCGAGAGUACAAGUACUCGCAGGAGAUAUCCCAGAUGAUGUUCGUCUUCGGCGAGGUCCAGGAGCCGAACGGAGAGACCGUCAACCUCGUCGAGGACAUCGUCCGCAGCCAACUUAUUGAACUCAUUCUCCAAGCUCGCGCGCUUGCUACUCGCCGAGGGGCGCGGUACCUUUCCGCUGAGGACCUCAUCUUCCUCAUUCGACAUGACCGUGCGAAGGUGAACCGUCUCAGAACGUACCUCUCGUGGAAGGACGUGCGGAAACACGCGAAGGACUCCGGUGGCGACGGGGGCGGUGGUGGUGUCGAAGUGGAGAACCUCGAGGACGGCGCAGAGGACAAACUCGCGGCGAAGGCGCAAAAGAUCACUAUCAAGCUGCCCUGGGAGAUCACGACUAUAUUCUCGGAUGUGCUCCCGACGGACGACGAAGAGGACGAGGACGACAUCGAGGCGCACGAGGCGUCCAUUCAGCGACUUAAAGAGGCAGACGACGCUACGCGCGAGAUGACACGCGAAGAGUACCAGCACUACUCCGACUGUAGACAAGCCUCGUUCACAUACCGCAAAGCGAAGCGCUUCCGCGAGUUCCUCAACCUCCCUCCCGCGCUCGACCUCAAGCAAGGCGACGACACCGUCGACAUCGUCGGCUUCCUCGCCUUCGAGAUGGUGCGCGCGCUCACGAUCGCGGGGCUCGAAGUCAAGAAGUCGCUCGAGGACGCCUACCUGCGCUCUGGCGGCGCGCACCACCCGGGCGCGUCGCCCGUGCUCGGGAAGCGCAAGGCGGCGGCGGGGCUGCUGGGCGCGGACGCGAAGCGCCUGCGGCGCGAGGAGAGCCCGGAGCACGACGCGGCGGACGUGCCGCUCCCGACGAGCACGCUGUUCCUCCCGCCGCCCGAGGCGCGCACGGCGCUGCGCCCGGAGCAUAUCCAGGACGCGUUUGCGCGCAUGCAGGGCGACUGGGCGCAAAGGCGCUCGGCGGGGAUGCGCAAUUGGCGGGGCGGGCUCAUUCGGACGACGGUUAGUCUCAUCUAGGUUGCGGCUUGGGGCCGUGCGGCUUGGUUUGUGGUUUGUUUUCGUGCGCUUUGGAUGUGCUGGCUCGGACGUGUGUCUUGUAUUAUGGGUAUAUUAUAGAUGUUUGUAUCAGUGAGUACGUUUAUACCAAUUGCAUCCUAUCAUU
Trametes versicolor FP-101664 SS1 is the source of this 1299-nucleotide messenger RNA. RefSeq names its product TFIID-domain-containing protein. Gene Ontology annotation, biological process: transcription by RNA polymerase II. The record is from RefSeq and is a predicted model, not a curated record. The transcript has 4 exons. NCBI's taxonomy places the organism in Eukaryota, Fungi, Basidiomycota, Agaricomycetes, Polyporales, Polyporaceae. Gene Ontology annotation, molecular function: protein heterodimerization activity; transcription coregulator activity. Gene Ontology annotation, cellular component: SAGA complex. Bases 78 to 1154 code for a protein of 358 amino acids.